Messenger RNA from Bipolaris maydis ATCC 48331, 381 nucleotides. RefSeq names its product ankyrin repeat-containing domain protein. Gene Ontology annotation, molecular function: protein binding. The record is from RefSeq and is a predicted model, not a curated record. Lineage: Eukaryota; Fungi; Ascomycota; Dothideomycetes; Pleosporales; Pleosporaceae.
CUAAUGUGGGCAUCUCGCCUUAGCAAUUCCACUCAUGCCAACAUACUGCUCUUGCGCGGCGCUAAAGUCGAAGCAAGGGACUCAUCAGGCCGAACUGCGCUGCACUAUGCUGUUGAAGGCGGCUCGCUGGGAUGCAUCAAGGCGCUCUUAGAGGCUGGAGCUGACGCCCAAACUGCUGAUAAUGAUGGAAUCUUCCCCAUUCACAGCGUCGUUUACUUUAUCAACAACUGCGAGGUCGGGGAUAUCAUUUCGUGUCUGUGUGCCCAUGGCGCGGAUCUCGAGACGCGUGACAACACAGGUUUCACGCCUUUGUAUCGCGCUGUGGAUUUGGGGUCACAUGUAAGCGUUGAAGCGCUCAUCAGAUGCGGUGCCAAUAUGAAU